Messenger RNA from Emys orbicularis (European pond turtle), 3075 nucleotides. It is a transcript of the gene PPARGC1B, whose product is annotated as PPARG coactivator 1 beta. Gene Ontology annotation, molecular function: transcription factor binding; RNA binding. The record is from RefSeq and is a predicted model, not a curated record. Lineage: Eukaryota; Metazoa; Chordata; Testudines; Emydidae. Bases 1 to 3075 code for a protein of 1024 amino acids. The transcript is spliced from 12 exons. Gene Ontology annotation, cellular component: nucleus. Gene Ontology annotation, biological process: positive regulation of transcription by RNA polymerase II.
AUGGCGGAGCCGGCGCCAGACUGCAGCGCGCUGCUGGACGAGGAGCUCUCCUCCUUCGUGUUCAGCUAUCUCACUGACAGCCAGUACGAGGUGUCCGGCGAGGAGCACCUUUACUCCGAUUUCCCUGAGAUUGACCUGUCCCCAUUGGACGCCAGUGACUUUGACUCUGCCAGCUGCUUCAGCGAGCUGCAGUGGUGUGCCGAGCACUCCGAGACCGAGUCCAGCCAGUACAGCACAGACGACUCCGAGCUCCUUCAGAUAAUAGACAGUGAGAAUGAAGCCCUGCUGGCAGCCCUCACCGAAACCCUGGAUGAAAUACAGGAAGAUGACAUGGGCCUGGCUGCCUUCCGCACUAUGGAAGAAAGGGAUGCGCCCAACCACACCUGUGCCUCGCCAGCCCCUCCCCCCAAACCAGUCGCCCCCACCCCGGGGGGGCCCCCUUUGGCCCCUGAGGUUGAUGAGCUGUCUCUACUGAAGAAGUUGCUUCUUUCUCCGUCCCACGGGCCUCCAAGCUGUGAGGCUCAGAGAGAAGGGAGUGCACGACGCCAGGGCCCCCCAAAAUCCAGACCCCAGCGACCCUGCACAAAGGCGGAGGGUCCCCGGGACAGAAAGUUGAGCUCUCUCCAAGCUCAGAGUCGGAGCUGCACAGAGCUGCACAAGCACCUCACCUCCACCACACGCUGCCCACAGACCAAAGCCACCUGGCCGCCGGACGAGCACCAAGGCAGCAGCAGCCGCUCCCCUCUGAGUCACUCUGCGCACAGUGGAGACGACAGCGACUCGAGCGAAGACUCGCUGAGCUCCAGUGAGGUCCCGGUGACUCCUCGCUCCUCCAAGGACGGCACCAGCGAUCAAUUGGCCAGCGAGAAGGCCAUGCACACCGUGGUGAAGCUCAUCCGCUACAUGCAUACCUACUGCCUUCCUCCGAGGAAGCUGCCUCUCAGAGACCCUGCAGAUGUGAAGCACCAGCACUGUAACAGCCCUUACAAGAGAGCAAAGCCAGACUGCCCUUUGCAGAUACCUCCCCUUUGCAGCCAGGAGAGCCGGACAGCCUGCACCUUGCAAACAACAGCCAGCUGCAAGAAGCCUAGAGCCAAAUGGCCUGAGUUCUCCAUCCUGAAGGAGCUACUGGCCCGGGACCUGCUGUGUGAUGUGAGCAAGCCGUACAGAUUGGCCAAACCCGUGUACGCUUCCUUGGUCAGGCCUCAUGGCUCCAAGUCUCCUGGAGCAUCUGCUCAGGAGGCUGAGGGCUCUCCUGGGAAAUAUCAGUCCAGAGCCAAAAUGCCUCUGGAGAAAGCAGAGCUAAGGCAAAGCCCCAAGGCCGAGUCCGAAGCCAGGAGAGAGACCAGCAGCCCAGAGGAUGCCACUGGGAAUCAUGUGGCUCUCCCAGCCCAGCAAACCUCAGGGAAAGUGGGACGGAAGCAGGAGAGCACUAUUUAUGCUGUCCGGCGCUCCAAGAGACUCAAUCCUGAGCUUGGCCACUGGCUGUCAUUUCUUGAUGAGCCUCCCCCAGAGCCAUCUGUCCCCAGAGAGGCAGCAGAGAGCCGGGCGAAGGAUGCUCUCGCCUCCCGGGAGCCCGCAUUGUGCCCAGCCCUGGAGAACUUGGAUGCAGAAGAGCCAGCGGCAGAGGUGGAGGUGGGUGGCACAGACGAGGGGGACAGCAGAUGUCAAAACCACCCAGAGACCCAGACCCUCCUGCUGGGGAGCCCGGUUGAGGGGGAAGGAUGUGAGGUGGAUGAGAGCCAGCACUGCACCCCGUUGCAUGAAACAGAAACACCCACGUGUCUCACGCUGUCCUUGGCACAAACUGAUCCUUCAUUUGGGAAGAGGAACUUUGAGCAGGUGCUGACUGUAGAGCUGUGUGGGACAGCAGGUCUCACACCGCCUACCACUCCGCCGUACAAGCCUGCUGAGGAGGACCUGUAUAAGCCGGACAUUCCCCAUGGGUCAGCGAAGGAGGAAGCCACCAUCACCUCCUCCAUCCCAGGGCCAAGAACCUCAGCAGUGGCAGUCGAUGUGGCAGCCUCCAGGAAACUCAUGAAGAAGCACCCAGAGCGAACAGAGCUUUACGCACACCUGAGCCGAGCUGCCGUGCGCCCUUCCUCCUCGGAGCAGCAGGGGCUGCUGAAGCGGCCAUUUUCUCGCUCUUUCGGGGACCACGACUACUGCCAGGUGCUGAAACCCGAGGCCACGCUCCAGAGGAAAGUGUUGAAAUCCUGGGAGCCCCAGAGCCACGUGGAGGGUGAGCACAAGCGAAGAGUGCCGGAUGCACACUAUCAGGGGUCAGGGAAGGGUGAGGCCCUGUGGAAGGAGUGCAGCAAACAGCUCAGAGACCAGGAGAUCAGAGCCAGCUUAACCAAGCACUUCGGCUUCCUGGAUAGCGCCCUUGAAGACGAGGACACAGCCUUCUGCAAGACCCCCGAGUAUGACACUGUCUUCGAAGAUAGCUGCAGUGAGAGCAGCUCGCCCGUGGAGGAGGAGGAAGAGGAAGAACAUUGCGAGCGUCCAUUGCGCAGGAACCCACUUGCCAGGUCCAGUUUGCACCACUGUUCCCGGAGCAGAUCCAGUUCUGGGUCUUCAUGCUGCAGGUCCAGGUCUCCAGCAAACAGACGGACUUUCAGAUGUGAAUACAGCAAGCAGUGUCAAGGGGGAAACGCGAGCCAGGACCAGAUUGAGAAGAGACGUGACAAGGCCAUUGGUGAAGGCCGGGUGGUGUACAUCAGAAACCUCUCCAGCAGCAUGAGCUCCAGUGAACUGAAGAAACGCUUCGAAGUGUUUGGGGAGAUCGUCGAGUGUCGGGUUCUGACCAGGAAUAACAGGGGGGAUAAAUAUGGCUUCAUCACCUACCGGUGUUCGGAACACGCCGCCUUAUCGCUGAAGAAUGGCGCCUCACUGAGGAAGAGGAACGAGCCCUGGUUCCAGCUGAGCUACGGUGGCCUCGGCAACUUGUGGACCAGAUACACUGACUUGGAUUCCAAUGUGGAGGAGUCCUCCCCGGCUCCAGUGAAAAGCAAGUACGAGACCAUGGAUUUUGACAGCUUGCUGCAGGAGGCCCAGCGAAGCCUGCAUCGAUAA